Penicillium chermesinum is the source of this 1044-nucleotide messenger RNA. RefSeq lists its product as uncharacterized. The transcript has 4 exons. Lineage: Eukaryota; Fungi; Ascomycota; Eurotiomycetes; Eurotiales; Aspergillaceae. The coding region runs from base 1 to 1044 and encodes 347 amino acids. The record is from RefSeq and is a predicted model, not a curated record.
AUGCGGGUUGCAUGUUCGGCUUUGAGCCUUCUGGCGGCCUCGCUUGCUCUUUUGUCGAUGGUAAACGCUUUACCUCAAGAUCCCGCCAUUACAGCACGUCCAAAGUUACUUCCUCGAGCAACCUCCACGGCGGCCGUAACACAUACAGUCACCGUGGGAGCAAAGAUCAGCCCGCAUGCGUUCGUCCCUUCAAACAUCACAGCAAACCCAGGUGAUACCGUUCUAUUCGAAUUCUAUCCGACAAACCACUCUGUCGCAAAGGCCGACUAUCUCGCACCGUGCGUGCCAGCAAGUUCCGGCGAAUUUUGGUCCGGCAGUUUCAAUGACUUUGAUGAGGAUGGCAAUGGACAGCUCAUCGGUGAUCCUCCAACAUGGUCGUUGCUAGUCAAUGAUACCGAGCCAACCUUUUUCUACUGCACAGCAAUCGGAUCUUGUUUACAGAAUGGAAUGGUUGGUGUCAUCAACCAGAACUCGUCGCAAACAUUCGAGUCACAAUACAAAGCCGCUCUGAAUUACCCAGUCAUGACAGUCCCUGGCCAAUCCUUCCCAGCGGAGGGAAGUGACUCGGAAGGAGACGGCACGAACACCUCCACCUCACCCAGCAGCGGUCACCACGGUCUCAGCGGAGGCGCAAUCGCCGGCAUCGUCAUUGCCAUCGUCGCCUUCCUCGCCAUCCUGGGUGCUCUAUUCUUCGUUCUCGGCCGCAACCGUGUUUACCAGAAAUGGAUGACCUCGCAAGACAACCGCACCGAACGGACGACCGACUGGGCUAUGUCGACGGCCGGGUCCACCAAUCAUUGGAACCGCAAGAGCGAGACCGAGGCGGCCAGCACUGCUCUUGGAUCGCCCCCCCUGGAGACUGGGCAAUGGGGCGAGUUCCCGCAGGAACAGCGAUUUUCAGAGGCACCAGAUACUUCAAUGUCUGCCCCCCGGAGUCAGCAGCAGCGGUUGUCGGGAGGCUAUGAGGGGUCCAUUUCACGGAACAAAACUCCUACUGAGCUUCCGGCUUAUGACCCCCCUGCACAAUACCCGGACCGGUACUAA